Messenger RNA from Myotis brandtii (Brandt's bat), 1805 nucleotides. RefSeq names its product family with sequence similarity 227, member B (gene FAM227B). The record is from RefSeq and is a predicted model, not a curated record. The transcript has 16 exons. The coding region runs from base 93 to 1643 and encodes 516 amino acids. NCBI's taxonomy places the organism in Eukaryota, Metazoa, Chordata, Mammalia, Chiroptera, Vespertilionidae.
GGUGUCUUUCAGACUCCCGUUUGUUCCCUAAGCUCACACUGACGCCUAAGGCCCAGCCUGACUUCUCUUCGUCUCUGCAAAAUUACUGAAUCAUGGCAAGCCAACACAGAGCUUACUUCUGGGAACCUCCAAAGAACAUUGAAGAAUUCUUAAGGCUCCACAAGUUGGAAUAUUGGCCAGAGGAAAUCAUCUUUAGAGAUCAAGAUAAAUGGGCAUGCAUACUGAAGAAAAUAAAAGAAGAUAGUUCAUUUGCUUCAAUUUAUACACACCUAUGGGAAAAUGUCCCUCGAAGACAUGGUGCAGUCAGGAUCAUGGAGGCAAGAUUACAGGAAUGUUCAAUUCUUUUGAAAAACCAUGCCUCUAAAAUUCUUGAGUGGGAAAAUAUAAUUUCUGAGAAAGGUACUCCUGGAAAAUUAGAAAAAUAUGAGGCAUUUCUAAAGAAUCACCAUAAGAAAAAGAUGAUAAUGCUUUCCGAUGAAAUGGAAACAGCGAAGAAUAUAGAGGGUUGCAUCUUUGAAGGAUUCAAAACAAAUGAGCUUUCUCAACUACCCAGACACUUGGAUGCUGAACGAAUUUAUCUCUUUGUUUUAAAAGCCCAUAACUUUGAUGAAAAACUUUUUAAACUCUGGAGGAUUUAUUUUCUCUCAGAAGCCUCUAUUGCUGUUUUGCAUGAUUCCUUUUGGUGGUGGUUUCUCCAUAAAUUUAAGCCUGACAAAGAAAAUCAAGAUUUCUUGUUUGAUAGGAUUUCAGAAAGUUACGUGACACUUUUCAUAAGCAUACCUCUAAGUAAAAAGGAUGCAUUCUUUCAGGUGUAUCCUGAUUGUUUGACACAAGCUAUCUAUGUAGCAUUCCAGGAAGCAUUUCCAGAAUCCAGUGAUCUCUUUAAUGAUGAAUUUAAAGAAGAUCUAGGGAAUAACAUUUAUCUUUGGUUGUCAGGUUUGAAACCUCAAAAAGGUUUUUGGACCCAUUGGAAACUGAAAGACCUGACCACAACAACUAUACAUGGUACCAAGAAGGCACCUGCAAAAUCCCUAUACGAGAGGAUUAUAAGGAGUCAGGAACGCAUAAUGAAUACUAUAGACUUCAAUAUGACGAAAAUUUUUAAGAUCCCAUCAGGAUAUACAUUAUCUACAUCCAAGGAAGAAAUAUCAAAACCAUCAGCAAAGUCCCAUUAUAAUAGUCCUGGUCCAGAGUUUAGCCGUGUGCUCUUCAAUAUUGGAGGUCACAGUCCACUGAUUUUAUAUUAUCUUAAGAUGCAUGAGCUAACAGGUAUUUACAACACCCUUAGGCGACCCAAGAUUAGGAUCACUGAAAUAUCAAAAGAACCAUCACCUGCUCCAACGUACCGUGAUAUUAUAAAGGAGGCAAACAGACAAUUUGCAAAGAACCAAAGGGACUUGAGGAUGGAAAAGCACAGACUUAAUGAAGAAAUAAGAAUCAUAAAAGAGCGGCAGGAAAGAAUUAACAAGGAGCUUAAAAGACUCCAAGCAAAGGCUACCAAGAAGCCUUUAGAGAUUGAAAAAGACUUUAAGAAGUUCCUACAUAAACUGCGGAAUGAAGCCAAGCUUGACAGAGAACUUCUGACAUCACUGUCAUCAUCAUCAUCAACAGAAGACUAUACUGUGGAUGAAGAAGAGCACUGAGAGAAACCAGAAGUAAACUGUGUUUAAGAUACUGUACACAAGUCAAUUGUUUCAGUUUAACUGUAGCAGUAUGUUUAAUUCUAGUCCAAUCCAUGAGGUUGGGAUUGUCUUUUACAAUUCAUCUUUAAAAAUCUUACAGUCAAUAAAUCCUAGUAAAUCAUA